This is a messenger RNA of Erythranthe guttata (spotted monkey flower), 2729 nucleotides long. The record is from RefSeq and is a predicted model, not a curated record. NCBI's taxonomy places the organism in Eukaryota, Viridiplantae, Streptophyta, Magnoliopsida, Lamiales, Phrymaceae.
CUCUUAUCGUAUUUCUUCAAAAAAUCCCAUUCUCUUUCAAUUAAUUUAUAUUCUUGAGUAAAUAUAAUUAAAAAAAAAAAAAAGGAUGAUGAUGACGUCAUCGUUCAGGAGAGAUGACGACAGCAUUAACGGAGAGGAGGGAAGAAGUGGUAGUAUAAAUAGCAUAAUUGACGAGCGAGAGGAAUAUGAGGUGCAGGAUUUGAGGGAACGAAUUAACUCGUCCCGAGGUAGCCGGUUGACUCUGAUUGAGAACGAGUUGGGUCUUAACCCGACCCGCCGAAAGUUCAGCAGGCAAACCGUUAUCGAAGGCUUCAAAGGCUUCUCACAACGCUUCUACAUUCAUCCCGAUAAUAGUUGGUACAAGGCAUGGGAGAAAUUUAUACUAAUAUGGGCAAUUUAUUCAUCAUUCUUUACUCCAAUGGAGUUUGGAUUCUUCAGAGGACUACCCAAAAACCUCUUUGUUUUAGACAUUGUUGGUCAAAUGGCUUUCCUCAUUGACAUUAUAUUGCAAUUCUUUGUGCCUUAUAGAGAUAGCCAUUCUUACAAAAUGGUCUACAAUCAUAACUUGAUCGCCCUUCGGUAUCUUAAAGCUCAUUUUUUUACGGAUCUUCUUGGAUGUAUGCCUUGGGAUGUUAUCUACAAGGCCGUUGGACGAAAAGAAGAGGUGAGAUAUCUUCUGUGGAUUAGGUUAACUCGGGUCCGAAAAGUUACCGGAUUCUUCCAAGUGAUGGAAAGGGACAUUAGAAUCAAUUAUCUCUUCACGAGAAUCGUCAAACUUAUUGCAGUGGAACUCUACUGCACACACACGGCAGCUUGUAUUUUCUACUAUUUAGCUACUACCAUCCCCGAAGAGAAGGAAGGGUACACGUGGAUCGGGAGUUUGAAGCUCGGUGAUUAUAGUUAUUCUCACUUUAGAGAAAUUGAUAUUUGGAAGCGAUACACAACUUCAUUGUAUUUCGCCAUUGUCACUAUGGCAACUGUCGGUUAUGGAGACAUACAUGCAGUGAAUCUGAGAGAAAUGAUAUUCAUUAUGAUCUACGUAUCGUUCGAUAUGAUCCUCGGUGCAUAUCUGAUCGGUAACAUGACAGCUUUGAUGGUGAAAGGAUCGAAAACCGAACGAUACAGAGACAAAAUGACCGAUCUAAUUAAAUAUAUGAACCGAAACAAACUCGGAAGAGACCUUCGUAGCCAAAUAAAAGGGCACUUGCGUUUGCAAUACGAGAGCAGCUACACCGAUGCUGCUGUUCUUCAAGAUAUCCCGAUUUCAAUCCGGGCCAAGAUAUCACAAACUCUAUACAUGUCGUAUGUAACGAAUGCUCCUCUUUUCAAAGAUUGUUCCUCCGAAUUCAUCAACCAAAUCGUAACUAGGGUCCACGAGGAAUUUUUUUUACCCGGUGAAGUAAUAAUGGAGCAAGGAAAUGUUGUAGAUCAACUCUAUUUUGUUUGCCAUGGUCUUCUGGAAGAGGUUGGUAUAGCUGCAGAUGGAUCAGAAGAAAUUAAGUCGCUUCUUGAGCCGAACAGCUUAUUCGGAGAAAUAUCGAUUCUUUGCAAUAUUCCUCAACCGUAUACCGUUCGUGUUUGUGAACUAUGUAGACUUCUUCGGAUUGAUAAACAGUCGUUUUCCAAUAUUCUCGAAAUAUAUUUCCACGAUGGCCGUAGAGUCUUGAAUAACUUGUUGGAGGAGAAAGAGUCUAAUAUUCGAGUGAAGCAAGUGGAGUCGGAUAUAACGUUCCAUAUCGGGAAACAAGAGGCGGAGCUUGCUUUGAGAGUGAAUAGUGCGGCUUAUUACGGCGAUUUGUAUCAACUGAAAACCCUAAUCCGAUCCGGAGCCGAUCCUAACAAGAAAGAUUACGAUGGGAGAUCUGCUUUGCAUCUUUCCGCGUCGAAAGGAUACGAAGACAUUACUCAUUUCCUCGUACAAGAAGGUGUAGACAUAAAUGCCCAAGAUAAUUUUGGUAAUACACCAUUGCACGAGGCAAUCAAGAGCGGGCACGAUAGAGUUGCAGCGUUGCUCGCGAAAGAAGGAGCCUUGUUGAAGAUUAAUAAUGCCGGUACAUUCUUGUGCUCAAUUGUUUCGAGGGGAGAUUCGGAUUUUCUUCGAAGGGUUUUAUCCAACGGGCUCGAUCCAAACUCCAAAGACUACGAUCACCGGACCCCACUUCAUAUAUCCGCCUCUCAAGGAUUGUAUUUAAUGGCCAAAUUGCUCUUGGAAGCAGGAGCUAGUGUUUUCUCCAAGGACAGAUGGGGAAACACUCCAAUGGAUGAAGGCAUAACAUGUGGAAACAAAAAUAUGAUCAAGCUUCUUGAAGAAGCAAAGAUAGCUCAACUAUCUGAACUUCAAGAUAGCUCUCAAGAGAUUACUACAGAUAAAAUUCAUCGAAAGAAAUGCACCGUGUUUCCGUUUCAUCCAUGGAAUCAAAAGGAGGGUCGAAGAAACGGGGUCGUUAUGUGGGUCCCUCACACUAUUGAAGAGCUUAUAAAAUCAGCAUCGGAUCAACUCGAAACUCCUGAAGAAGAUGGAUCGUGCGUUUUAUCGGAAGAUGGAGGUAAAAUUAUCGAGGUGGAUAUGAUUACGGAUGGUCAAAAAUUGUAUUUGAUUAGUGGAAAAGAUUGAAUUAAUCAUCUCAUGCAAAAUUGAGGAGAAACUCUACUUGUACACAUUUGGCUUUGAUCAUUCUUGAAUUGAGCUGAGUAUCAUCAUCAAUGUAUAUAUCCCAUUUUUUUUCUCU